AUGGCACGGCCUCACGAAGCCACGAUGGGUCUCCCUGGUGAGGUUCGCAAAGUCGAGCUGGAAUUGAAGAUGGUCGCAGACAUAGGCCUCAUAGGCAUGCCCAAUGCUGGCAAGUCCACCCUGCUUGGGUCUGUUAGUCGGGCUUGUCCCAAGAUCGCACCGUAUCCUUUUACCACCGUUGCUCCCUACGUUGGCAAAGUGCAUUUCCUGGAUGGCUCCUCCAUGACCAUUGCUGAUGUUCCCGGCUUGGUGGAGGGAGCUCACACUGGUGAGGGUUUGGGGCACGAGUUUCUACGACACCUGGAGAGGACCAAAGUGUUACUCUAUGUUGUGGACUGUGCGAGAUCCUCGGAUCCUUUUUUGGACUUCCUCAGUCUGCAGCGGGAAGUGGAAGCCUUCUCCAGAGUCAUGGCCUACAAGCCAUGCGCUAUUGUUGCCACGAAAUGCGACGUGGAUCCACAGCAGACGUUGCCCAAAGUUGAUGACAACUUGUACCGAUUGCUUCGAGACGCGGAAGCCCUUGGUCAGAACUCGCCGUUGUUUGUACGGGCCAUCUCCGCGCGUUUCGGGGAGGGGGUGAAGGGUCUUCUCAAGGACUUUGCCAUGCACGUGUCCAGCCUUGUGGAGACCCUGCAAUUCCUGCAUGGUCUGCCUCAACACUUCGGUGCGGAGGACUGCAAGGGUGCAUUGUUAGACGGCCUUCCUGUCGAACAGGGCAAGGCAGAUCCUGAAGGAGUUGAGUACACGCGACACACAAACAAAGAGGUGCAGGCGAGUCCGCUGUGCAUGUUCAUCGUGCUGAAGCCGUUGUGCCUUGGCAUAGCCCUGCAUGGGCAGGCAAAGCAGGUGGACCUGAUCAAACCCCUUGCUGAAAAAGCGGAGGCUGCAACCGAGGAGCUGGAGGCUCACACCGUGCUGCGUCUCAAGUGGGAGGCGGAAGCUGAGCGUCGUGCUCGCACCGAUGAGCCCAAGUUGGACGAGAAUGGCGAGGAGGUUCCCCCGGAGCCCCGACCCAAAGGCCCCGACGAGGAAAAGCUGGAGGGCUUGGGCUUCGCCAAGGGUGCCAAAAUGCACGACCUGGAGCAGGCCCUCCCGCUGGCUUCUCACGUUUGGCUGUCGGAGCAAAGUCUGCGACAGGAGAUGAGGGGUAAUGACGGCAUCAAGGGUGCUUUUGAGUUCCUCGAGCGGUCGCUGGCGCUACGACUCCGCUAUCGCCACUUUUUGCGGCCGCCGCUUGUGGAUGUUGAUGUGCUGGUCAACAGUGAGCCGGAGCCAGAAAAGGUCAGGCUCCCCGAGCUGUACGAGCUCUUGUCUGGUGACAUAAACCAGUUCUCACCGCAGAACCAACCAGGAGCCACAGCUGAUGUAGAUGAGUCAGGAAGCCUCACUCGGAAGCGAGGCAAGCACGUCUACAUCAUGGGUCAGCGCUUUGAUGCAUGGGAAAACUGGACUGCGGAGUAUCCGGUGCCCAUCCGUCGACUCUGCGAUUUCAGAGUUGCCUUUAUGUCCAGCGCGCCGGCGGAGAACAGAGCAGCUCCCGCCAAUGCGCCGGGGAGUCAGUUUGGCCACGCUGCACCUGCGCAGUCUAAGCUACCCUGUAAACGGUUCCUAGGGCUGCAGACUCUGACUACAGAAUGCUUUCAGGAUUGGGAUUCAUGA
Symbiodinium pilosum is the source of this 1659-nucleotide messenger RNA. The record is from the annotation of a GenBank genome assembly. NCBI's taxonomy places the organism in Eukaryota, Dinophyceae, Suessiales, Symbiodiniaceae.